UGCUCCCACCCGGCGUGUCUGCCGGAGUCAGCUGCUCCUUGAUGUCAGAACCUGCUCCGGGCUCGGCGGGGCGGGAGCGGAACGGAGCUCAGCCGAGCCGCAGCCCCCGCUCGCCGGCUGAGGGAGCGCUCCUGCCUCCCGCACCCUGCGGGGAAAGCGCGGGGGGCCCAUCCCAUCCCACCGCGGACCCGCCCGGGGAACUUCCCAAACUUUCUUUCUCCGUCCCGGGACUCGCUGCCAUGGCCCCCGGCAACUCCUCCCGCAACUUCUCCGCGCCGGAGGCUCGGAACGGCUCAGCAGCAGAGAAGCCAGCACCGUACACCAACGUGAUCAUGCCCAGUCUCUUCAGUAUCAUCUGCUUCCUGGGCAUUGUGGGGAACCUCAUUGUCAUCUACACUAUUGUUAAGAAGAAGAAGCUGAGAUGCAAACAGACCGUGCCCGACAUUUUCAUCUUCAACCUCUCCAUUGUGGACCUCCUCUUCCUCUUGGGCAUGCCCUUCCUCAUCCACCAGCUCCUAGGCAAUGGCUCAUGGUACUUUGGAGCUCCCCUGUGCACCAUCAUCACUGCCCUGGACACGAACAGCCAGAUCACCAGCACCAACAUCCUCACAGUGAUGACACUGGAUCGUUACCUGGCAACUGUUUACCCCCUAAAAUCUACCUACAUCCGGACCCCGUGUGUGGCAGCCCUCGUUAUCUGCUUGGUGUGGCUCCUCUCCUUCCUGACCAUCAUUCCCGUGUGGAUGUACGCCGGUCUUAUGCCUCUGGAGGAUGGGACCGUCCGCUGUGCCCUCUUGCUUCCCAACCCAGAGACUGAUAUCUACUGGUUCACCCUCUAUCAGUUCAUGCUGGCAUUUGCUGUGCCUUUGAUCAUCAUCUGUGUGGUGUAUUUUAAGAUCCUCCAGCACAUGGCCACCACCGUGGUCCCACUGCCCCAGAGGAGUCUCCGGGUACGCACGAAGAAGGUGACCCGCAUGGCAGUUGCCAUCUGCUCCGCCUUUUUUAUUUGCUGGGCUCCCUUCUACAUCCUCCAGCUGGUUCACCUUGGCAUUGACACACCAUCCAUGGCCUUCUUUUAUGCCUACAACUUUGCCAUUAGCUUGGGCUACGCCAACAGCUGCCUCAACCCCUUCCUCUACAUUGCCCUCAGCGAGACCUUCAAGCGCCAGUUCUUGGUGGCCAUCCGCCCUGCAAAAGAGCCCUGUCGCAACAGCAGCUCUGCCAACAACAACAGCAUGACAGAGGCCAGUGUGUGUCUGAAACUGGCACCAGAAUCCACCCAGCAGACUCAGUUUCUGGAGGAGUUUUCCCCACGGUCAGUGCCGGUGACGGUGGCUGUUCACUAGGGCACUCUGAAGUGCCCACAGCAGAAAGACUUCAGGUCUGUAGGUGGAUGGAGAAGCAGCAGCUUCAGGCAGGCUUUUGGAGAAGCAUAUGGACUACAAAUUUCCACCUCCAAGAGCCCUUUUUCACUGCAGGGCUCUGCUCCUACACUGCCCCCAGCCUAUAAGAUGCUGUGUACUGCUGCUUCUUUCACUGUGCAUGGGAGAACUCUGUCACCACGGGCCCGAAGAGGAUGAAUGGAAAAGAGAUAAAGGACAAAGAGGAUUUCCAAGGGGAAUAUUCAUGCUGGAAGAGUAAAACCCCUAUCAACACUGCCCAAUGAUGCCUCUUGGCCCGACUGGGGUUCCUAAGCAGCUUGUCAAUAGAGCUUCUUCAUUCAAAACUUGAGCCUUUGAUUCACAAUGUCAUAUAUUUAUAAGAAAUCUGCAAACUUUGAUGGCUCUGCUGAUAUCCCAGAAGCACACAGCAGAGAAAGAUCUUGGGGCCAGAAGUCUCACCCAGACUUGGCCUUUCAGUCCAGUUCUGUCUGCCUCCAGUGGGCUUUAUUGUUUGGCGAGCUAGACACCUUCAGGAAUUGGUUCAUUUUGAUGCUAAUUCUAAAUAUUUCAAGCAAAAUCAGGCAGAUAAUAUUCACACUGCUUCAAGGGACUGCAAAAAAUUCUCAAAACCACCGCUGCUAACACCAGCUUUGUGGCUUUUCAUGCCAAUGAGCAGAUUUUCACAGCGCUAGUUCCUCAUGCUGCUCUUGUGCCUCACAGUCUGCAUGGCCUUUGGGGAACCCCAGGCAGAGGGUUUUAAACAGGACUAAAAAACACAAUGUGCAGAGCUCUGCAGAGCGAGGAGCUGUGAAAGAGCAGCUCAGGGAAAACAGAGUUGCUUACGCAGCUUCCUCAAAAUAACAAAUGCUUCACACAAAGUUAAGAGAGGGAAAAUUAAAUGUCUGUGUGUUGUAUAUGCAGCUUUAACAGUCGGAGGUUAGGAAAUAACUUUGCUCAUUAUAAAGACUAGAGAAAAGACAGCACAGAUCAGCUAAAAGCAGGGAUUACACCAACAGCCUGUGCUGGGCUCCACAGGGACACACAUUGUUCAACACUUUGUCAAACAUGAAGGAACUGGUUACUGUAGAUGGAUUUACUAUAAAGAAUUAAAGACAUCAAACAGUUCAAAGGCAUUUGUUACCAUGCUUAUGGUCUCACGGCAGCAGCCACCCACGAUAUACCCAGAACAGAAACUCAGCCUUACACAGCCACACAGCAAAACCGUGUCACCUGCACAGGAUUUUCUAAGCCAGGCAGGCACUUACAGGUGCACCCAGUGCACACACAUCACACUUGCAGGUGUUUUAAAGUACAGCCAGUACUUCAGCCUGUAGAGAACACACAGCCGUUCACUCACCUCUGGCGAUCAAAGCAGGCAGGUGUGCAACACCAGCAAACUUUUGGCAUCGUCAGGUGCAGCACAUUGCUUUUUGAUUCACCAAACAGAUCUCAGAACAGAGUCUCUGUCUCUCUCACCCCAGGUUCUGUCAGCCUGUGCCCUCCGUGGUGGCAGCACAUCCACACCAUGACCGACGGUACCGUGUCGGUUUUUCCCCGGGCAAUAAAACCAGACACAUCAGGAACUUUCAAGCUUUAUGACCUGAAAAUCCUUCCCCUUUUUAACUGCCAGGAAUUUUCACCUGCUGUUUUUCAUGGAGCUGCUCUGCUCUUUGGUCAGUGCUUUCCCUGAAGGGCUCCAGAGCGAAGGUCGGGGAAGACGUGGGCUGUGCCAGCCAGACCUGCCCUCAGGACAAGAGAAGCUGUUGUGUUACCUUUCUCCCAUGAGGAAGUGAAGGGAAGAACUGGCACACUUUGCUGGGAAAGGAGGUGAUAAAUACUGGGUGGGUUUUUUUCCUCUAAUACCAGUCAUAAGGAAAGUAUGAGUGAAGUGAAAACAGACUGAAUUACUGGGGAUCUCAGACAGCAGCACGUUGAAGAUUUUAUCUUAUUCACACAGUAAAGAUGUUUAUGGUUGAA
Molecule: messenger RNA, 3359 nt
Organism: Pipra filicauda (Wire-tailed manakin)
Lineage: Eukaryota; Metazoa; Chordata; Aves; Passeriformes; Pipridae
Gene: MCHR1
Product: melanin concentrating hormone receptor 1
Exons: 2
Coding region: 42-1346 (434 amino acids)
Biological process (GO): neuropeptide signaling pathway
Cellular component (GO): neuron projection; membrane
Molecular function (GO): neuropeptide binding; melanin-concentrating hormone receptor activity
Source: RefSeq, a predicted model, not a curated record